Molecule: messenger RNA, 852 nt
Organism: Dichotomopilus funicola
Lineage: Eukaryota; Fungi; Ascomycota; Sordariomycetes; Sordariales; Chaetomiaceae
Exons: 2
Coding region: 1-852 (283 amino acids)
Source: RefSeq, a predicted model, not a curated record
AUGUGGUGGAGGGCAAUUGCGCACGCAGCACACCUUCUCGCGCAUUCUUUGGCCUGCGCAGCAGAACCGGGGUGUGGCCUUGACUGGACACACAUCCUUGGUGAAGAGCCCAUUUUUUUUGUGCAAGGGCUCGCCCGCCUGGGCAGCCAAGAAGGGCGACGAGCAGCGAAAACUCCACCCAUUCGCUCACAAAUGACCAGGGUGGUGCCACGACAAGUGCUAUGUUAUGUUCACCCCGUGCAAAGGAAAAAAAUUCUUCAUUGCACCCCAUCCGCACCCCUGCCCCUUGGCUCCGACAAAAGGAGGUUAGCGCGAGCUGCAGCCUUUGGCCCUUUGCAAAACUUUCCCCACCACACCUCUUGCCCUGCUCGCGCGUGCAGCAGGUACGGGAGUCCUUCGACUUCUUAUAAUCACGGCUCUGCCCUCGGAAGCACCUCGCAACUCCGGACUCUCCCUUUCACUUCCACACAGCAAGACACCCCACCAGCACCUCCAACAUUAAGCAAGACAACAGCAAGUGAUCACAUCACAACCACGCCAACAAGCUCUCGUACAUACCUCGCUUUUGUGGUAUUCCUCGUGUCUGACAGACCGAACACGACAAGGCUCGAAAACUCACCGCACACACGUACAAUACCGACCGACGCCAUGUCUUUCGACCAGCCAAGCACCUACCGGUCUUCGAACCAAACACUCUCGCCAUCGGCAUCCCACACCAGCCUCUGCUCGAUCCGAAGCACUUCCUCCGCCGGCCUCGACACGGCACAGCUCACCGAGAAGGCUGCGAAGGAACUCCGGGCCUACGCUCGCUCGUUCGAGUCGGUCCGCCUACAACGUCGCCGCUCAGCAUAA